CCUCUUGCUGUCAACCUCAGCCCUGUUUACUCUUUAACACACACACACACACACACACACACACACACACACACACAUGUGGUUCUGAAGACCUCAGGACGUCUGAUCAGUUUUUCUCGUGUUUAUUUGAAUACGAUGUCUGCAUUUUUGCGCCCGAUAUGUCGAGUGGAUCUUCUUCUUCGCCGGACCCUGAGCUGGUCUCCGAGACAAAUCAGCCGCCAGAAAAGUCCAGAGUCUUCAGAGUCUCCUCGAGUCCUGAUCACGGGAGGCCUCGGGCAGCUUGGGGUCGGACUGGCACAAAUGCUAAGGCAGCAGUUUGGCAGAGAAAACGUGAUCCUGUCUGAUAUCAGGAAGCCUCCAGCUGAAGUGUUCGACAUGGGUCCCUUCAUCUAUGCUGAUGUUCUGGACUAUAAGAACCUGCGGGAGCUGGUGGUGAACAACGCCAUCACCUGGCUGGUGCAUUACAGUGCAAUGCUGAGUGCUGUGGGGGAGAGGAACAUCCAACUGUCCAGAGCCAUCAACAUCACAGGACUGCAUAACGUUUUAGACCUGGCUCUGGAGAACUCCAUGCGUCUCUUCGUCCCAAGCACCAUUGGAGCCUUUGGCCCCUCCUCUCCCAGAGACCCCGCCCCUGAUCUCUGCAUCCAGAGGCCUCGCACCAUUUACGGCGUCUCCAAAGUUCACGCUGAGCUCAUGGGCGAGUAUCUCCACCAUAAAUAUGGUUUGGAUUUCCGCUGUCUGCGUUAUCCUGGAGUUAUCUCUGCCUACACACACCUUGGUGGAGGCACCACAGACUACGCAGUGCAGAUUUUUCAGGAUGCUCUCAGCACCGGACGCUAUGAGUGCUACCUGCACCCUCAGACACGCCUCCCCAUGAUGCACAUCUCUGACUGCCACCGGGCCACUGUGGAGUUCAUGCAGGCUCCUGAAUAUCAGCUCAAUCUGCGUACCUACAACAUCGCUGCCGUUAGCUUCACACCUGAGGAGGUCGUGGAGGAGAUCCGCAAACACCUUCCUCACCUCAGGGUUAUCUACAAACCCGACCCUGUCCGCCAGAACAUCGCAGACAGCUGGCCGUUGCGCUUCGACGACUCUAACGCUCGGAGAGAUUGGGGCUGGGAGCCGGCGUUUGGUCUUCCUGAGAUCGUCUCAGACAUGCUGAGUCGCUACACGAGCGGGAAAGUGAGUGCAGACGCAGGCGUUAGCUAGUGGCCUCGUCACACCACGUCACAACACUGGAGAGUUUUAUUCCGUAUACAUACAUAAUGCAGGGAUCUGCUCAGCGUCAACACUUACAGCUCGUAGCUUCAGAACCAAAAUCUGCCGCCUUUCUGGGAUGAGGAAGAAACAGAACUUGGGACUGGUGUCAUAUGGUGCAUUACCUGCUAAAUGUUAUUAUAUUUAUAUAUUCUACAGAUUUUUUGAGGAGUUUAGAAAAAUCCAAACCGGCACGUGGAUGUUCCUUUCAUUUCUAUGAAACAAACUCGGUAAUGUGAUGUUCUGAAGAUUUCCGUUUACCAUCAAAUCUAUAAAGAUUUUCCAGAUGUUCCACAUUAUUUUUAUUAAAAAAUCCUCCUUUAGCAUGAAGAACAGUUUUACACACUUUCAGCAUCUGGACACUUCGUUUCUCCAAACAUUCAGCUAAAAAAUACUUUGUCUGUCUCUUGUA
Messenger RNA from Silurus meridionalis, 1669 nucleotides. It is a transcript of the gene tdh2, whose product is annotated as L-threonine dehydrogenase 2. The transcript is spliced from 9 exons. Gene Ontology annotation, biological process: L-threonine catabolic process. The record is from RefSeq and is a predicted model, not a curated record. The coding region runs from base 136 to 1209 and encodes 357 amino acids. NCBI's taxonomy places the organism in Eukaryota, Metazoa, Chordata, Actinopteri, Siluriformes, Siluridae. Gene Ontology annotation, molecular function: L-threonine 3-dehydrogenase activity.